GUGAGUCGUCAAUAGAAUGGGUUGCCUUGCGCCACUUAGCCAGCUGGCGGCGAUAUUCUUGCUGCAUUGCGCAUACGCACAGUUGUACCAGGGCAUGCAAAAUGGGCAGCACUUUUAUCAGCCGUUCAUGCUGUAUAAUCCAGCGAGCGGUCAGCAACUGAUGCCCCGACAAUAUCUGCCGGCACGCAUGAUCAGCAAUAAUUUGGUGGAGCUGCCAACCAUGGGCAUGCCCUGCUCCUGCCAGGAUUUCGCCUGCAAAUGUUGUCUGGGUCUGGGCUUUGGCAUGAUGCGAGACGGCCUCUGCGUUUUGGUCAAGUGCAGCCGGCGGGACUUGAGCGUGGAUUUCGCCGUGGAGCUGAAUCAUCGCUCCGUGGCCAAUUUCGGCAUAUCGCCGCGCAAUCUGCCGGACAUCUGUUCGCCGCUGGCGGUGCCCAUUUUUGUGUCCGCCUGCCUGCGGCUCUACAACAUACACAUCAUCGAGCGCAGCCUAUACGUAUGCAUUUCCCUGGUAUUCAAGAUUGCCUUCCAGCCGCUGUUCGAGUACAAAUUGAAUUGCCUCCAACUGAGCUUCAUGGGCGUGGCAGUUGUGCCCGAACGAGAUUGGGGCAUGGACACAAUGCAGCUGAGAUUAGACCAGGAGACCAAUGACAAGCUGGAAAUCAAUGCUGCCUAAGAUACAAACUACAUUUAACUACAUUCAGCCUCUGCUCAUUCUGUUUAAUAUCAAAUCUAAGCAACAAAAAAAAAGUGAAAUUUUGUUAAUUAAAAAAAAAAGCUAUUUAUUCAAAAGCCGCACCAACAAAAAAGCGCUAUGAAAAUUGCGAAAAUUGCUAAUAAAAAGUUGGGCCAAGUGAGCGUGUGUGUGUGUGUGUGUGUGUGUGUGUGUGUGUGUGUGAAAGAUGCGGCUGCUU
Messenger RNA from Drosophila novamexicana, 911 nucleotides. RefSeq lists its product as uncharacterized. The record is from RefSeq and is a predicted model, not a curated record. NCBI's taxonomy places the organism in Eukaryota, Metazoa, Arthropoda, Insecta, Diptera, Drosophilidae. The transcript has a single exon. Bases 17 to 673 code for a protein of 218 amino acids.